AUGUGAUAUAUACACACGUAUAUGAUAGAGGGUAGGCAUAGUUAUAAUCAUGGCUCCAAAAACAAUAAGCCGACGAGAAAGUGUUGCAAGAUAAUCAGAUAUUUGUCAAUGAUUGUUUCCUCAAACCGGAAAGAAAAUUCAAGGUCGUUUUCAGUUCAAUUCCUUACACUUCUUGAGUUUCGCUUCGUCAUCACAAUACAAAUACACAUACUGAUAUGUACGCAAUACAUGAGUACCUAUAUUUAUACUAACAUCUCAUCGUGUAUCUAUAAAUCUACCUAUAUAAGCAAGAACCACACACACAUAUUCAACAUACCUAAUUACAUCUCUCUCUCUCUCUCUCUCACUCUCUUCUCUCUCUCUCUCUUGUUCUUGCUUAUUGAUCUUGUUCGGAUUCUGCUUUUCAAGAGAAAUGGUUAGCGCGACAGUUGCGAGAAACAUUGCCGGCAUUUUCGGAAAUGUCAUCUCCUUGUUCUUGUUCCUAUCUCCCAUACCAACAUUCAUGAAAAUAUACAAGAUGAAGAAGGUGGAGGAGUACAAAGCCGACCCUUACUUAGCCACGGUGCUAAAUUGCGCACUAUGGGUCUUUUAUGGCUUACCAAUAGUUCAUCCAGAUAGUCUCCUCGUGAUCACAAUUAAUGCCACAGGUCUUGCCAUUGAGCUCUUCUAUCUCGCUAUCUUCUUCUACUUUUCUCCCACCCCUCGCAAGAUGAAAGUGGGGCUAUGGCUGAUAGGAGAGAUGGUGUUUGUAGGAAUAGUAGCCACAUGCACAUUGCUAUUGUUCCACACACAUAACCAGAGAUCCUCUUUUGUUGGAAUCAUUUGUGUCAUUUUUGUUAGCCUCAUGUACAUUGCUCCUCUCACCAUCAUGAGUAAAGUGAUCAAGACCAAAAGUGUGAAGUACAUGCCGUUCUCUCUCUCACUUGCCAACUUUCUCAACGGAGUCAUUUGGGUUAUUUAUGCCCUUAUUAAAUUCGAUCUUUUCAUUUUGAUUGGAAAUGGACUAGGAACAGUAUCAGGAAUAGUACAACUUAUAAUCUAUGCUUGUUAUUACAAGACAACACCAAAAGAUGAUGAAGAAGAGGAAAAUGUUUCUAAGGCCAACUCUCAGUUACAACUCAGUGGCAACCAUGGACAAGCUAAACGAGUUUCAGCGUGAUUAUAUCUUGGAUCUAAUAUUCAAUUAGCUUUUUAUCCUUUUUUUUAUUUCUACUUUCAAGCUUCCGGAUGAUUUAACUAAAGCGUUAAGUAACGAUAUCACAUUUCUUGUGUACGUUAUCUGUGAAAUUGAAACUGUUUUUUCGUCAAAGAAAGAUAUUAACGAAUAUAUGCUACAAAUACACUUACAAUUUUGAGGAGAGUAUGCUGAGUUAAUAUGCACGAUCAAAGUUAAUUAGUCGUAAACAGGUACUCCCUCUGUCUUAUAGUAUAGAAUGUUGAAGGAAACAAAAAUUGUUAAUUUUAUAAGAUCUUUUAUAAGUUUUCAUAUGC
Messenger RNA from Thlaspi arvense, 1491 nucleotides. NCBI's taxonomy places the organism in Eukaryota, Viridiplantae, Streptophyta, Magnoliopsida, Brassicales, Brassicaceae. The record is from the annotation of a GenBank genome assembly.